Charadrius vociferus (killdeer) is the source of this 1575-nucleotide messenger RNA. Its product is annotated as protein FAM115C-like. The record is from RefSeq and is a predicted model, not a curated record. NCBI's taxonomy places the organism in Eukaryota, Metazoa, Chordata, Aves, Charadriiformes, Charadriidae.
AUGGAUUCCACAGCAGCCUAUGCCUCCCUGGUGAAAGAUGUUAAUUUGUUUGAGCUCACAAUAAACUAUCAUCCAUGUCAGCUGUUGCUCAUUGGAGAUGAAGCUUCCCCAGUGCUGGUGAGCAUCAAUGGGCAAGUUCUAAUUGCAGCAUCUUGUUAUGGGAAGGGCCGGAUGGUGGUUGUUUCCCAUGAGGGAAUCUUGGAGGACUCCAAGUUUUCCCAGUCCCUCAGAAAUGCUGUGGAGUGGCUCAAGCCUUCCCCCAAGGCUCUGGUUGGGGUCCAUCCUCCUUUGGAUUCGCUGCUGCUCAAGACUGUCACAAAAGUACAGGCUGGGGCAGAGCUCAGCCCCUCCCCGGGGGUGUAUUGUAUGGAUGCUUGUGGCAGCACACAGGUGGAAGACGUGAUUAGCUUUGUAAAGGAGGGUGAAGGGCUGCUUGUUGGUGGCCAGGCCUUGCACUGGGCUAGUCACCACAGCAAGGAGAAGGUGGUGUUUGAAUUUCCUGGGAACCAGGUGACCUGUACUGGUGUGUACUUCACAGGCUGCAAGGGAGAGACUGGCACUUUCUCAGUUUCUAAAGAAAUGCCAAGAAUUACUCUGGUCACCCAGUUAGAAGAAUAUACAGCUUCAUCUCUGUCACAGAGCUAUGUUCAGACAAGGAUAAUAGACCAUGUCAUGAUAACAAGACUCAGUUCUGGCUAUGCUGCAGAGCUGAAGCAGUCUCCCUUGGUAGGAAAGAAGUUUAAAGUUGAAAAAAACACCAUGGAAGUCUCUAGUCUGUGGGGUGGCCUCAUAUAUAUCGUAGUGCCAAAGGAGAGCACAUUAGGCCAAAUAUCAGUCACGAUUAAAGAGGCUGUGCAGGCUCCGUUCUUCAGGCUUGGGAAGUGGUCCCAAAACCAAACUUCACCCAUCCAUCAGUACCCAGCCCCCUGGGCUGAGCUGGCCACAGAGAACAUCAUCCUGACAGUACUAGCUGCUGAUGUACAUCACAUGGACAACCCAGAGAGUCUGCUUUCCACCUGGAACAAGGUGAUGAAUGCAACAGCCAGACUGGCAGCCAUCCCAGCAACUUUUCCAAGGCCGGAGAGGAUGGUGGCAGAUGUCCAGAUAUCUCAUGGCUGGAUGCAUGCUGGCUGCCCAGUCACACAUCAUUUGGAGUCAGUGACAGAGAUGGUAAAUGUGCAGUCGCUCCAAGCCAAUAGGCUUUGGGGUGCCAUUCAUGAGCUGGGCCACAAUCAGCAGCAAUCUGAAUGGCAGUUUCCCCCUCACAGCACUGAAGCCACCUGCAACCUCCAGUGUGCCUAUUUCAAUGAGACUGUGUUGGGCAUCUCAAGAGAUAAGGCCCACUUGCGCUAUGUCACGCCCCACUCAGGAGAGAGGAUGAUUCAAGAUUACCUUGAAAAUGGAGCACAGCUGAAGGACUGGGAAGUAUUUACUGACCUGGAGACACACCUGCAGAGUGAAUGUUACAGAAUUCUUGAUCUUGCUGUUAAGGCCACUUACACGCACGUCAAGGGACAGCAGCGACAGAGUCAGAGGCUCUCUGCAACUCCUCCAGAUCUCAUGGGCCAUAGCUGA